This is a messenger RNA of Scomber scombrus (Atlantic mackerel), 962 nucleotides long. RefSeq names its product mitochondrial uncoupling protein 2-like. The record is from RefSeq and is a predicted model, not a curated record. NCBI's taxonomy places the organism in Eukaryota, Metazoa, Chordata, Actinopteri, Scombriformes, Scombridae. Gene Ontology annotation, biological process: mitochondrial transport; response to cold; mitochondrial transmembrane transport. The transcript is spliced from 6 exons. Gene Ontology annotation, cellular component: mitochondrial membrane. Gene Ontology annotation, molecular function: oxidative phosphorylation uncoupler activity. The coding region runs from base 24 to 962 and encodes 312 amino acids.
UUUAAUUAAAAUCAUUCUGAAAAAUGGUUGGCUUUGGACCGGCAGAUGUUCCUCCAUCAGCGGCUGUGAAGUUUGUAGGAGCAGGAACUGCAGCAUGCUUUGCUGACCUGCUCACUUUUCCGCUGGACACAGCCAAAGUGCGGCUGCAGAUCCAAGGUGAGACUGGGGGCUCUGCAGUUUUAGAGAGAGGGUCUACAGUGAAGUAUCGUGGAGUGUUCGGCACCAUCACCACUAUGGUUCGUACAGAAGGGCCCAGGAGCCUUUACAGUGGACUAGUGGCAGGACUUCAGAGGCAGAUGAGCUUUGCCUCUAUCCGCAUUGGUCUCUACGACUCUGUAAAACAGUUCUACACCAAAGGCUCAGACCAUGUAGGUAUCGGCAGUCGCCUGCUUGCUGGAUGUACUACUGGUGCCAUGGCAGUUGCUUUGGCUCAGCCUACAGAUGUGGUGAAAGUCCGCUUCCAGGCAGAGGCGAGGUCUCCUGGGAAUGCCAGGCGCUACUGUAGCACCAUUGAGGCUUACAGGACCAUUGCUAAGGAAGAGGGUGUUCGUGGCCUGUGGAAAGGUACAGCUCCGAACAUCGCACGUAAUGCAAUUGUUAACUGCACUGAACUGGUGACAUAUGACUUCAUCAAGGAUACCCUUCUGAAGUCCACUCCCCUGACAGAUAAUCUGCCCUGCCACUUUGUAUCAGCCUUUGGUGCAGGGUUAUGCACAACAGUGAUUGCCUCUCCAGUUGAUGUGGUCAAGACAAGAUACAUGAACUCGGCCCUCAGCCAGUACAGCAGUGUCCUCAACUGUGCUGUUUCCAUGAUGACCAACGAGGGACCACUUGCCUUUUAUAAGGGGUUCAUGCCAUCUUUCUUACGCCUUGGCUCCUGGAAUGUGGUGAUGUUUGUAACAUACGAGCAGCUCAAACGGGCCAUGAUGGCGGCAAAUCGCAACUACACAACUAUUCUGUAA